Messenger RNA from Myodes glareolus (Bank vole), 3166 nucleotides. Lineage: Eukaryota; Metazoa; Chordata; Mammalia; Rodentia; Cricetidae. The record is from RefSeq and is a predicted model, not a curated record.
UUACAUUGUUGCCCUGGACCUGACUGGAGGCCCAUGGAGCUUGGGGCCACAGGCCACAGGGGACAAGGGCCAGACACCCAAGCCAUGGCUCCAGGCCAUUGAUCCAGCCUAGGCUGGUCAGUUGGGGGUGGAAAGACCUUGGCCUGGAUAAACAGAGGCUUCCAGGCCUGUUUGCAGGCCUUGCAUCUGCCUUCCGCUCUUGAAGGAUGCCCACCGCUGAGGUCCCCCAAGCAGCUGGUGGGCAGGGCGAUGGAGGUGAUGAAGAGGGAGCUGCUGAUCCAGAGGAGAUGUUCAAGACCCCCAAAAACACCAAGAGAAAAGCCCGAGACUACGCCCGCUUCGCGCCACUACUGCUGAUCUUGGCUGCUUUGGCCUCAGCAGGAGUCAUGCUUUGGUAUUUCCUAGGGUACAAGACAGAAGUGACCAUUAGCCAGGUGUACUCUGGCAGCCUCCGGGUGCUCAACCGCCAUUUCUCCCAGGACCUGGCCCGACGAGAGUCCGGUGCUUUCCGCAGUGAAACUGCCAAAGCCCAGAAGAUGCUCAAAGAGCUGAUUGCCAGCACCCGCCUGGAUGCUUACUACAACUCCAGCUCCAUCUACUCCUUUGGGGAGGGAUCCCUCACCUGCUUCUUCUGGUUUAUCCUUGACAUCCCCGAGUACCAGCGACUGACCCUGAGCCCUGAGGUUGUGCGUGAGCUCCUGGUGGGUGAGCUGCUGUCCAACAGCUCGACCCUGGCUUCCUAUAGGACCGAAUAUGAGGUGGACCCCGAAAGCCUGGUGAUUCUCGAAGCCAGUGUGAACGACAUAGCCGUACUGAAUUCCAUGCUGGGCUGUUACCGCUACAGCUACGUGAAGCCAGGCCAGGUCCUCCGGUUGAGGGGGCCUGACCAGCAGGCCUCUAGCUGCCUGUGGCACCUGCAGGGGCCUGAGGACCUCAUGCUCAAAGUGCGGCUCGAGUGGACCCAGGUGGAUUGCAGAGACCGGGUGGCCAUGUAUGAUGCAGCCGGGCCCUUGGAGAAGAGACUCAUCACUUCGGUCUAUGGGUGCAGCCGCCAGGAACCGGUGAUGGAGGUGCUGGCAUCAGGCUCCAUCAUGGCAGUGGUGUGGAAGAAAGGCCUGCACAGCUACUAUGACCCCUUCAUGCUCUCGGUGAAGUCUGUGGCCUUCCAGGAUUGCAAGGUGAACCUGACACUGGAGGACCGGCUGGAUCUUCAGGGCUUCCUCCACACACCCUAUUACCCCAGCUACUACUCACCCAGAACCCACUGCUCUUGGCAUCUCACGGUACCCUCUCUGGACUACGGCUUGGCGCUCUGGUUUGAUGCUUAUGCACUGAGGAGGCAGAAAUACAACCUGUUGUGUACCCAAGGCCAGUGGGUGAUCCAGAACAGGAGGCUGUGUGGCUUCCGCACCCUCCAGCCAUAUGCGGAGAGGAUCCCCAUGGUGGCCUCAGCUGGUGUCACCAUCAACUUCACCUCCCAGAUCUCCCUUACCGGCCCUGGUGUGCAAGUGUACUACAGUUUGUACAACCAGUCAGACCCCUGCCCUGGAGAGUUCCUCUGCUCCGUGAAUGGACUGUGUGUCCCUGCAUGUGAUGGGAUCAAGGACUGCCCCAACGGCCUGGAUGAGAGAAACUGUGUCUGCAGAGCCAUGUUCCAGUGCCGAGAGGACAGCACAUGCAUCUCACUGCCUCGAGUGUGCGACCGGCAGCCUGACUGUCUCAACGGCAGUGAUGAAGAGCAGUGCCAAGAAGGAGUGCCCUGUGGGACAUUCACCUUCCAGUGUGAGGACCGGAGCUGUGUGAAGAAGCCCAACCCAGAGUGUGAUGGACAGCUGGACUGCAGUGACGGCUCAGACGAGCGACAUUGCGACUGUGGCCUCCAGGGCCCCUCCAGCCGCAUUGUGGGCGGGUCCGUGUCUUCUGAGGGUGAGUGGCCAUGGCAGGCCAGCCUCCAGAUUCGGGGUCGACACAUCUGUGGGGGUGCUCUCAUCGCUGACCGCUGGGUCUUAACGGCAGCCCACUGUUUCCAGGAGGACAGCAUGGCCUCCCCGAGGCUAUGGACUGUGUUUCUGGGCAAGAUGCGGCAGAACUCACGCUGGCCAGGCGAGGUGUCCUUCAAGGUGAGCCGCCUGUUCCUGCACCCGUAUCAUGAGGAGGACAGCCAUGACUACGAUGUGGCCCUGCUGCAGCUGGACCACCCUGUGGUGUACUCAGCCACCGUGCGCCCCGUCUGCCUGCCUGCACGCUCUCACUUCUUCGAGCCAGGACAGCACUGCUGGAUCACGGGCUGGGGAGCCAUGCGAGAGGGCGGUCCCAGUAGCAGCACCCUGCAGAAGGUGGACGUGCAGCUGGUCCCUCAAGACUUGUGCAGUGAAGCCUAUCGCUACCAGGUGACCCCACGCAUGCUCUGUGCUGGCUACCGCAAGGGCAAGAAGGAUGCCUGCCAGGGUGAUUCUGGAGGCCCACUGGUUUGCAGGGAGCCCAGUGGCCGCUGGUUCCUGGCAGGGCUGGUGAGCUGGGGCCUGGGCUGUGGCAGACCCAACUUCUUUGGCGUCUACACCCGUGUCACACGUGUGAUCAACUGGAUUCAGCAGGUGAUGACCUGAGGAGCUGGUCUUCAGAGCUGGACCCGCCUCCAGCCCAAGUUCAGGGCACCCACCCAGCCAGGGCACAAGUAUUCUGGGAGGCGUGUUCCCCCAGGCCUACCCCAGUGACAGCACAGGGAAGGCAUGCCAGCUGGGGGUCGGGAUUUCGCCUGAGGUCCAGGGGUCAGCCUCGGUUGGCUUCACCUCUAGCCCUUUCUCGUUCUAGCUGUUCCCCCUCUUUCCUCCUUCUACCAUUGUUUUGGGGUGGGGUCUGGUGUCAGUGAUGCUGGCUCCCAGUCUGUAGGAAAGUAAGAUUCCUUCCCUACUUGGAGGGCACUGACUCAGAGAGCAGAUGCCAGCCUGUGAGGCCCCCGUGUACUGUGGAUGGGUGGGAAGAAGGUGCCUCUAUCAAGCAGCAGCCCGCGGAGCCCUUGAGACUGCCAAGUGGGCCACACUAUAAGCCAAACACCAUGGGGCAGCCCCAGCUGCAGGUGCCUGCUGCAGCUCGGUCUGCUCCGGGGCCCUCCCUGCCAUUCCCUGGAGGACCUCCAUCUGUUCGGAAAAUAAAGCACUUGACCAAG